Messenger RNA from Saccostrea echinata, 2924 nucleotides. Its product is annotated as calcitonin gene-related peptide type 1 receptor-like. NCBI's taxonomy places the organism in Eukaryota, Metazoa, Mollusca, Bivalvia, Ostreida, Ostreidae. The record is from RefSeq and is a predicted model, not a curated record. The coding region runs from base 1010 to 2626 and encodes 538 amino acids. Gene Ontology annotation, cellular component: plasma membrane. Gene Ontology annotation, biological process: adenylate cyclase-modulating G protein-coupled receptor signaling pathway; cell surface receptor signaling pathway. Gene Ontology annotation, molecular function: G protein-coupled peptide receptor activity. The transcript is spliced from 12 exons.
UUCGUUCAACGGUCGGAAAAUUUCUCUAAAACUCGACAACCAGCUACAUUUAAGUCAGAAUUUUAAUAUCUGUGUAUAUACAUGUACCUAGUUUUCUUAGACUAUAUCGUCACGAAAAGGAAACCUCAUAUAUUAGAAAUUCCAAAGUCCAUGAAAUACAGAAGAAGGGCCUCUUUUCAGUACUCGAUCUUCUCUUUCAUAUGAUGGAAGAAUCGGAAACAAGCAGAGACAGACAGAUAAUAAGAUGUAAAACAGGUAUCCGAAAACAAUUCCGACUUUUUUAAUCUUUCAGCGGAUGUUCUUGGAGGUAUGAAACAUUCCUUUUCUCAUAUUAGCGUUUAACGACAGCAAUAAGAACACAUUAUUCAUGGAUUCUCGGCAUUGUUUGAAUUGACUCAGAGACAUCCCCCAAAUUACUGGCACGUUUUGUGAUAGCCCUGUUCUAUUGAAGUGCUAAAAAAAGUGAUUGUUGGUUAAACAAAUUUAUAUGUUCGAAUAUAAGCGCAUGCGUAUUGAAUAAGUUGCUUUCCUUGUCGAUCUGAAUUUGAACAUACUUAUUGGAUUAGACUACAAGUUUUGACAUAUUUUUUGCAAUCACUGCAAAGUGCCAUUUUCACUUUUAGAAGACAUACGCAUUCCUGUGCCGAUAAGAGAGAAAAUAUUUAGUGUUCAGACAACAAACACUUUAACACAAAAAAGCGGAUUGACAGAGCGCAGUUUACACGAGAAAUUUUCAUAUUUUUGCGUCCUAUUGGCAUGCUGGCAGAUUCUUUUCUCUGAUUUAGAUCCUUAAUUCCUAACAACGACAGAAAAAGAAAGGAAGCCUAUUCUACAAUAUCUGUUUUUUCUCUCUAGAAGUGUUGCCCUCCUGCUGCAGAUAAAUGUAUUCUUGAAGAUGCCAUGGCAGUAUCGAACACAUUAAAGGUCUUGACUUUAUAAGUGUUCGAUUUUUGUCACACUUCUUGACGGCCAUUUGAAAUUUCGAGACAAAAUAAUCCACUCAGCCAGUAUGAUUUGCCGAUAUCAACAGAUGAGUCAAGAUGUCUCCAUCUUCAAAGUUCUAACGUGUUCGUUCUGUUACGUUUACAUGUUCAAAUCGGACACGCAGCUUAACCUUACCUUUACUGCUUCCGGACCUGUGUUCAAAGCUGGUCCAGCGGCCCAAUAUAAAUAUUCGUAUCCUUCCGGAUCAAUCUACAGGGCCGACUUGGAUAAUAGUUCUAUGGUGAAACAAAUUUGUGAACCUCUGAGUAAACAAGAAUGUGAAAAGUGGACAACUUGUUGUCAGGCAGCGACGAAAUGUUGUCAACGGCAACUAAAUCAACCUCCCCCGCCAACAAAUUGGUCACACUGUCCUCGAACGUGGGAUGGAUAUGGAUGUUUUGACGACACUGCAGCCGGAAGUAUUGCAUACGUCAAGUGUCCCUCAUACCUGGACCAUGCAAGUGAUCAUGAAAAUGCCUAUAAGGUAUGUUGGCCGAACGGUACAUGGUUUGUACACCCUCUCUCAGGACGACAGUGGACCAAUUACAGUACCUGUGUUCAUAGUAAAGUCAAGGGUCAAAUGAUGCUGAUAUACCUAGGACUGGGCUGUAAUCUAGUCAGUCUAUCUCUCCUCAUACCAUCGUGCAUCAUAUUUCUGGCAUUCAGGCAGCUUCGUGAUCAACAAAGAGUUCGUCUUCACAUUUGUUUCUUCUCUUCCUUUAUCGCCACUUCAAUCAUUGCAGUAUUAUGGGAUUUCAUCGUCGUCUCUGACAGAAUGCACAAUGCUGGGGGCAAAAGCAUAAUUGAACAAAAUAUGGGAGGAUGUAAGUUUUUGUACGUUUUAAAACGGUAUACCCAGUCUGCUAAUUACUUUUGGAUGUUUUGUGAAGGGUUUCACUUGCAUCGCCUGAUUGUACGUGCAUUCGAAAUCCCCAAAUCUCUUGUCAUAUACUACGUCAUCGGUAUAGGUGCUCCUUGGAUUCCCGUAGUUGUGUAUUCCAUAAUCAAGGCUAGCGUGUCUGAGUUUGACCAAAAUUGCUGGAUAAAUAAUAUCAAUGGAUUUGAAUGGCUGAUCUACACGCCAAAUCUACUCUGCCUAUUUGCAAAUGUUUUCUUCCUUGGGAAUAUUCUAUAUAUUCUCUUGACUCAACUACAGUCUCAUCCCAACGAACCAAGUGGAUAUAGGCGAGCUAUAAAGGCUACUUUUGUUCUUAUUCCCUUGUUUGGAAUUCAGUGGGCAGCGGUCAUCUACAGGCCGGCCAAUGCAAUGUGGUACGAAAUCCUGCGACUCAUCAUACAGGACACGCAGGGUGCAUUUGUAUCAUUGAUAUUCUGCAUCUUCAAUGGAGAGGUACACGGACACCUGAAAAACUGUUUCAGCCGGAUAUCCGGCAGACCACUAUAUCGACCUCGUCGUGAGUUAAGCACCACUUCCGGGACUGUUUAUACGCAGGUGCGAACUUCGACAGCAACAGAUUUUAACCGCGACUCGUACAGAGAUUCAUUUAACCGUGACUCUUUACACAGAGAGGAUUUAAAUUCUAACGGUCGACAGGAGACGCUUCCAUUGAACCUCAGCGAAGAAUCAUUCUGUGGUGAAAAGACAGAAAAUGGACACCUAGUGGAGUCUGAAGUAAAAUGAUUAAACUCAGGAUAUUUGUUUAUCCAAAAAAGGAACUAUCAGUAUUUUCUAUUCAUGCAUUUGAUUGAAGACGCUACAUUCUUAAAAUACAAAUUUGAUAGACAGAAAAUGUUUUAAAUCAAGUUUCAGUACUUUGUAAAUUGGAGCAAGUAUGCUAUUGUAUGAUAUUUUUAUUUCAUUUCCGCCAUUUACAACGACCAGUUCAUGUCAAUAUCAUGACGGUAUUUUCGUCAUAUAUCAUGUAAUUCAUAUGAUUCAUUAAAGCUUAACUUUCUCAUUAAAUUCUCUACUAAGUGUA